ACAGCCGCGACGCAUCAUUUAGCCUCCAAUGCUUCACUCCGUCCUGUGCUUGGCUUCAUCCAGUGGAUACGGACAAUGGAUUUGAGUUUGUGAUACCAUGACCGAGGGGUAGUCGUGCCCCUCUUAACCUCCUCUCCCCCUUCUCCCCUUCAUCCCCUGAUCCUGCCUCUACCAUACCCUGUACUCAAAUCUCACUCCCAAUCACAAUGGCCUCCCCUACCGUCAAGCUAAGCAGCGGCUACGACAUGCCCCUUGUGGGCUUCGGUCUCUGGAAGGUGAACAAUGACACCUGCGCGGACCAGGUCUACCACGCCAUCAAGGAGGGAUACCGUUUGUUCGACGGCGCCUGCGACUACGGCAAUGAAGUCGAAGCCGGCCAGGGUGUCGCGCGCGCCAUCAAAGACGGUCUCGUGAAGCGCGAAGAGCUCUUCAUUGUCUCCAAGCUCUGGAACAGCUUCCACGACGGCGACCGCGUCGAGCCCAUCUGCCGCAAGCAACUCAACGACUGGGGCAUCGACUACUUUGAUCUCUACAUCGUGCAUUUCCCCAUUUCCAUCAAGUACGUCGACCCGGCCGUCCGCUACCCGCCCGGCUGGAUGUCCGAAUCCGGCAAACUGGAAUUCGGCAAGGCCACUAUCCAGGAGACCUGGACGGCGAUGGAGUCGCUCGUGGAUAAGAAGUUCGCGCGCAGCAUCGGUAUUAGUAACUUUAGCGCUCAGCUGGUCAUGGAUCUCCUGAGAUAUGCGAGAAUCCGUCCUGCUACGCUGCAGAUCGAGCAUCACCCGUACUUGACCCAGGAGAGGCUCGUGGAUUAUGCUCAGAAGGAGGGCUUGACUAUCACGGCGUAUAGUUCCUUUGGGCCGCUGAGUUUCUUGGAGCUGGAUGUGAAGAAUGCGGUGGAUACGCCACCGUUGUUUGAGCAUGAUAUUAUCAAGGGUCUUGCCACGAAGUAUGGACGUACCCCGGCGCAGGUGUUGUUGCGUUGGGCUACGCAGAGGGGCAUUGCAGUUAUUCCCAAGAGUAACAACCCCGAGCGGUUGAGACAGAACCUGGAUGUUACGGGGUGGGAUUUGGAGAAGCAGGAAGUGGAGGCCAUUGGCGCUCUGGAUCGGGGUCUGCGGUUUAAUGAUCCUCUGGGUUACGGACUCUACGCUCCCAUCUUCUAGACGAUCUGACUCCUACAAAUAUCACGAAUAUAAUGCUUCAUUC
This is a messenger RNA of Aspergillus sclerotioniger CBS 115572, 1209 nucleotides long. RefSeq names its product aldo/keto reductase. The transcript has 3 exons. The record is from RefSeq and is a predicted model, not a curated record. Bases 207 to 1166 code for a protein of 319 amino acids. Gene Ontology annotation, cellular component: cytosol. Gene Ontology annotation, molecular function: D-xylose reductase (NADPH) activity. Gene Ontology annotation, biological process: D-xylose catabolic process. Lineage: Eukaryota; Fungi; Ascomycota; Eurotiomycetes; Eurotiales; Aspergillaceae.